Zingiber officinale is the source of this 1791-nucleotide messenger RNA. RefSeq lists its product as uncharacterized. NCBI's taxonomy places the organism in Eukaryota, Viridiplantae, Streptophyta, Magnoliopsida, Zingiberales, Zingiberaceae. The record is from RefSeq and is a predicted model, not a curated record. The transcript has 4 exons. Bases 1 to 1791 code for a protein of 596 amino acids.
AUGGCCUCGUCGGUUGCCCGCUUGCCGUCUGCUACGGCGGAUGACUGGCGCGACCGUGGUCGCCUGGCCGCUGCUGUCCUCGGCGCCUCACACGGUCGGUCGUCGUAUAACCCUGCUGCCCUCCAGAAAGUUCUCGUUCGCCAGCAGAAGACGAAGGUAGGCGGUGAUGCGCCGCCUUCUGCGGCUGAUUUGGAUCCGAUGGGCAAGGCGGAGGGGGGAGGGGAGUCCCGGGCAUCAGCGCGGCGGAGGGAGUCGCAGAACCUCAAUAAGUGGGCGGCGCGGCAGGCGCGGGAGAUGGUGACGACCAUCGAGCGUGAGGCUCACAAAGAGGAUACCUCCACGAUUACCACGGCGGUGCGGCCCGUUUCCGCCCGCGCCGCCUCUUUCCUCCGCGAGGCGUCUCCGUCUGGAUUCUCUGAAUCGUCUUCCACCGCCGCCGGCGGCAAUUUGCAGUCCAAUGUUCGGGCUUCGUCGUUGAUCCAGAUGUGGAGGGAGCUUGAGGCGGAAGCGGAGGCGGAGUCGGGGGGCACGCCCAAGCACCGCGAGGCGUUCGGCGGAGCUGGUGGUAAUACCGAGGACGCCUGCAGCGGCGGCAACAACUCCGAUGGGUCUGAUGAGUUGAAUACGCUCGGCGGCUGGAGCUCCGACACGAUGUCUAUGGCGUCCACCGAGCCGGCGAACUCCGCGUCUGCUUCGCCAUUCCAUGAGAGCGAGCGGAGCCGCGUGGGGAGCAUCGUCAGGAUGCUAACGUCGAGCUACGGUACCGGCGGCGGCUUCGUGGCGCCUCUGAACAAUGAGAACAACCGGUCAGGAAGAGAAAGCCCGGCGGCUGACAAGGCAGAGAGGCCGCUCGGCAGGGUCUCGGGGCCGUCGGUGCUGACGAAUUCACGGCGGCUGAGAGGGCGGGGAGAGAUGGAGAGCUUUGUGGCGAAGAUGGAGCAGGAGCGGCGGCGGGAGCUCGUUGCGUUGGCCGACCACCACCAUGUCUCGGGCUUCUCCUAUCGCGGCCGGCUUCAGUCGAUGCUAAAACUCCGGUCUUUCCCACGGCACAUGGCAAUACAAGAUCAAAUGCGGGUUCAGUCAAGAAGAUUGGAAUUGGAUAAAAUGCAAAAUGGAUCCACAAUCUCAGUUAUCAGGGAGCGAUUCAACAACCAUAGAAGACAGCGUUCCGGUAGCAAAAGAUCAUUCAUGGAGAGCUCAAGCAGUGUACACAUUCAAUUUCCAGCCAUGACUGAAGCCACAGAGUACCCAAUAAGUGUGGACGUCCAGUUCCCCAUAAGUGCCAAAGGUUCAGAUACAACAAUACAUGUUCAGUUCCCCAUGGAUGCAGAAGGUUCAGUUCAUGCAUCUUCUACCAACCAGUUUAUCCUCAAAGAUGAACAUCAGUUUGAAGAAGUAGAUUCCCCGAGAGACUCCAUGAGCAUUCCGAUGGAAGCCAGCACACCUAUUCCUAACAACAAUGAGCUGCAGGAUGAAAGACACAAUAUCGAUGGCUCUUGGGAUGAAAGAAAUUUAUGGGUGGAUAACCUUGAUUGGCAAAGGCCUCCCAACUCACUGCCAUCCAAUGGUUGGGAAAAUGAGGCUGCUGCUGAAAGUGAGGCAGCUGUCGAGGACAUGGAAACAUCCCCACGGCAAAAUCUUGGGAAUUGGAUAAGUGAUCAGUGUUCAGAUUCAUGGAGAGGAUGGAGCAUAACAAGAAAACCUCAAUGUAAUGACUUGUUCGAACGCUUCUCUGAUAAUGUUGAAAUAAGGGAUCUUCUUGAGAGAUUCCUUCAUACAUCUGGUAGAUAA